CGUAAAAGAAUCAAUUUUGAUCCCACCCACUCUGUCUCGCGUUUGUAGUGGUAAGAAUAUGUCUUCAAAUCGUCGAGUAGACAGCAUUUUAGGGCAUUUGUCCACCACACGAGACCAAAAUAAGGAUGAAGCUUAUAACCUAGAAAAGAAAAAUUGCAGUGAGCUGUCCAGUUCUGGGAAGGAAUCAGAGGCAAACGGACCGCGUAUUCCAAAAAGAAGACAAGACCUGCUCAAGUGGAAUGGAUGGGGAUAUAGAGACUGCAAGUUUGUUUUGGAUCCUGUCAAAGAACUUGUAUCAUUUGAAGGUGACAGAUACCAACUUAAAGGACCAUUACCAUACUUAAAUGGAUGGCUAGAAACCAUUGAAGGGGUCAAUUUAAAAGCAAAUCGUGAAGCACAGCCUGAUAUUCCAGCUGAUAAGAUCCCUAAAUCUAUCAUCAAUGAUGGAUUCUUAGAUGACUUCAAAAGAAGUGGUAUAUCACACACAUUUGAUCCACAUGAUAGACUCUUCAGGGCUCAUGGGCAUACCCUUCAUGACUUGUUCACGCUGAGGGAAGGUAUCUUUAAAAGAAUUCCAGAUAUUGUUAUAUGGCCAGACUGCCAUGAUGAUGUAGUAAGAACAGUUAGCAUGUGUACCAAGCACAAUGUUUGUAUUAUUCCAUAUGGAGGAGGAACUAAUGUGACAAGAGCAGUAGAGUGCCCAGAUGAUGAGAGGAGAAUGAUUGUUUCACUUGAUAUGUCACAGAUGAAUCGAAUCUUAUGGGUGGAUGAGAAAAACCUGACAGCUCAUAUUGAAGCUGGUAUAUUUGGUGUAGAUCUUGAAGAAAAGUUAUCAAAGUAUGGUUUAUGUAGUGGACAUGAACCUGAUUCAUGUGAGUUCAGCUCUUUAGGAGGGUGGGUUGCUACAAGAGCUUCAGGAAUGAAGAAGAAUGUAUAUGGAAACAUUGAGGAUAUAGUUGUCCAUAUAAGGAUGGUUACACCUCAAGGUGUCAUUGAAAAGAAUUGCCAGGUUCCUCGUAUGUCUACUGGUCCUGAUCUUCAUCAUUUCAUUCUGGGAUCAGAAGGUACAUUGGGUGUUGUGACAGAGGUGACAUUAAGAGUUCGUCCUAUACCUCCAUGUAGGAAAUAUGGAUCAGUAGUCUUCCCUAACUUUGAACAAGGUGUUCAGUUUGUAAGGGAAGUAGCAAGGCAGAGAUGUGCACCAGCUUCCAUUCGUUUGAUGGACAAUGUUCAGUUCAGGUUUGGAAUGUCCCUCAAGCCACCAUCAGAAUCAAUCUGGACAUCUCUCGUUGACAGUCUCAAGAAGGUCUAUGUCACAAAGUUAAAAGGAUUUGAUCCGGAGACAAUGGUUGUUACAACACUUCUAUUUGAAGGAACUAAAGAGGAAGUUGCAGCUCAGGAGAAGAGGGUGUAUUCAAUUUCAUCAAGAUUUGGAGGUUUGGCAAGUGGUGAAGACAAUGGCCAAAGAGGAUAUAUGAUGACAUUUGCUAUUGCUUAUGUCAGAGAUUUUGCCAUGGACCAUUACAUCAUUGCUGAGUCAUUUGAAACAACAGUACCUUGGGAUAGGGUUCUCGAUGUAUGCAGGAAUGUAAAGGAACGUAUUACAAAGGAGUGUGCAGCAAACGGUGUACCAUAUGCCCCGAUCAUUAUGAGCAGAGUCACCCAGACAUAUGAUGCUGGAGCUUGCAUCUAUUUCUACUUUGCAUACAUGUACAAGGGCAUCCCAAAUCCAGUGGAAGUCUAUGAAGAAAUAGAGAAUGCUGCUAGAGAUGAGAUUAUAUCCAAUGGAGGAAGCCUGUCACAUCAUCAUGGAGUUGGCAAGCACAGGAAGCACUUUAUGAAGGGUACAGUAUCAGACGUUGGAAUGAUGGCAUUACGAGCAGUCAAAGACAAACUAGACCCUGACAAUAUCUUUGGAAAUCAGAAUCUAAUGUAAUGCAAGUUCAAUACUCCUGUUUCUCUUACAAUACAGUGUAAUUGAUAAAUUAAAUCAUGAUAUUGUUCUGUUGGUAAGGGUCACUGUCAUUAAAGGUGCACACCGGUUUCAGGUAUGAAUAUACAUCUUGUAUAAUCAGUCUGAUUUGAUGAUAAUGAUUAAGAUCAUUUGAUAUGAUGGCAUUUUUUUUUUCAUUUUGAACACUGGAAACUUCAUAUGCUUCAUUGGGAUAUCCUAUAUUUAAAUGAAAAUUGUAAUAAAAAUCAUAUAAGUUGAAUGCGGAUUUGUAUAUUUUGUGACUGUAAUGUUUUUUAUUAUUGAUAUUGUAUAUCAUCUACCUAUGUAGUUUGAAUGUUGUAAACAAUGCAAACUUUGUGAUGAUCUGGUCAUGUCUUGAAAAGCCAUGAAUCAUAUAUAUUUUUGUGGUAUUCUGUAUAUUAUGCAGCCACUGGGUCUUUUUUUUUACCAGUAAUAGUAUUUUUCUGAAUAUUUCAUAUGAAAACACUCCAAUACAGAAUUGUAGAGCAGAAUGAAGGAGUAAUAUGAUAAUACAAUACUUUGACAUACAUGAGUCAUGAGAUAGCUGAGGGAGCUAACCAUGAGGAAACUUAAAUAGAAUGUGGUUAUCUUCAUUUUACAAAUCUUACUUUUGUCAUCUAUGCUUCAUAUUUAUAUGCUGAUUGCUAGGAUACGUUCUGUAAUUUAUUGACUAA
Lytechinus variegatus (green sea urchin) is the source of this 2649-nucleotide messenger RNA. RefSeq names its product alkyldihydroxyacetonephosphate synthase, peroxisomal-like (gene agps). The record is from RefSeq and is a predicted model, not a curated record. Lineage: Eukaryota; Metazoa; Echinodermata; Echinoidea; Temnopleuroida; Toxopneustidae. The transcript is spliced from 21 exons. The coding region runs from base 59 to 1936 and encodes 625 amino acids. Gene Ontology annotation, molecular function: alkylglycerone-phosphate synthase activity; FAD binding. Gene Ontology annotation, biological process: lipid biosynthetic process.